This is a messenger RNA of Cephus cinctus (wheat stem sawfly), 1278 nucleotides long. Its product is annotated as protein RER1. The transcript has 7 exons. Gene Ontology annotation, cellular component: Golgi membrane. NCBI's taxonomy places the organism in Eukaryota, Metazoa, Arthropoda, Insecta, Hymenoptera, Cephidae. Gene Ontology annotation, biological process: protein retention in ER lumen; retrograde vesicle-mediated transport, Golgi to endoplasmic reticulum. The record is from RefSeq and is a predicted model, not a curated record. Bases 536 to 1141 code for a protein of 201 amino acids.
UUUCGCGGGUCCGCCAUAAUAAGUACUGAGAACCAAUAACAACCAGCCAGCGUCACUGAGUUUUGUGAACUCACGCGAGCACGAUUACUCGCCAAGUUUCUCGACUGUGCCCCUGUGUGUCCCUGAAGACAAGUUCCUGAAUCCGGUGCACUUCAAUUUAUGUUUGAUAACCAAUUAGCCGUGCAUAGUAUGCCGUUAAUUUUGUGCGUUCACCUUCGUCAAACAUAGGUUGUUAUAUCACGUUUGUGAGCAAGUUCCCAUCAGCACGGCCGAAAUCAGGUAAAACCUGAAGCUAUUUUAGAAGGUGAUUUUACGAGGUUAGGAUGAGGAAGUAUUAUCAGUAUCUUCGUCCUGAUGGGAUAGUAGGUUAAUUAAAGGAAGCCAAUAUGACACUUUAAUGAGCUUAAGUUGCUGGUUAUCAAAGUGCUACGCCAAGAUUGGAAUAAUUGCUGAUGGACAGUUUAACUGUGGGGAUAAAGAACAGAUAGAAUACGUUCCGGAGCAGUGGAUAUUUAACUAAUACAAUUUUGUAACAAUGGAUGAUAUAGAUACAAUGAUGCAAGAUGAAGAUUUGAGUGGUCCACCAAAGCGUAAUGUGUUCAGUCAAGCAAUAACAAGAAUAUCGCAGAUUUACCAAAAUUAUCUUGAUCUUUGGACACCCCAUGCCAUAUCAAGGUGGAUAUUCGCUGUAUUCCUCUUAGCAUUAUUUCUCUUGCGUAUAGUACUCACACAGGGUUGGUAUAUUGUCACGUACGCACUAGGAAUCUACCACCUUAAUUUAUUCAUUGCUUUCCUCACGCCAAAAAUAGACCCGGCGAUGGACUUCGAUGACGGAGAAGGUCCUGAAUUACCAACGCGAUCAAACGAGGAGUUCAGGCCGUUCAUAAGGCGCCUACCUGAAUUUAAGUUUUGGUAUUCAGUCACGAAAUCAACACUGUUUGCCCUCGUUUGCACAUUAUUUGAUUGCUUCAACAUACCAGUGUUCUGGCCAAUUUUAGUAAUGUACUUUAUCACGUUAUUCUGCAUCACAAUGAAGCGGCAGAUAAAGCAUAUGAUAAAGUACCGAUAUCUGCCAUUCACGCAUGGAAAACCAAAGUAUCAGAAUCACGAACAAGGUUCACGAUUAACGGCUCCAAAGUGAAUAAAUUAAAUUAAUAGAUCACAGAAGAAGAGAAAACAGGAACCACAGAGAAAGAAAAAAAAAUAAAUUCAACCCAGAUGGGUAUAAAAGAUAAAAAACAAUCUUAAUGAAUAAAAGAAGUAUGCUUGUAUAUCGUA